AUGGGAACGCCAGCAGAAACUUCUGUUAAGUCGACGCCAAGCCUCGGUGGCCUUAAAGUUGAGCAGCAUAACAGCUCUCACAGGGAGCCAAAUCAUGAAGAUGAUAGUCGAAAGAGUGCCGGAUACAUGGAUGAGCUCGUGAAACGUCUAGUUCAAAUAGAGGAGGAGCUCAAUACACUCAAAACCAAACGUUCAAUACCGUCACAUUUAGGUCCGCCUGCUGCUCCUCUAGCUUUGUCUGCUUCUACACUCCCCGUGCCGAAACGAGCGAAAGCCGAAAUACCUAAAGUAUGCCGCAUACUCUACAAACAAAUUUGCAAUGUCAAACGCAACGUCGAUGAUGAAGUCGAAAAUUCUGCAAUCAUUGUUUUGUACAGCGAAAAAGAGGUGCUUGACUGUGCUGGUAUCGACAACAAAUCAGCUGCCUAUGCGCACCCCUGGCAGUACGCUUCUCCAACCCGUAUCAUCAUCAACUCUGAAAAACUGGCCGCAAUUCUCAGUAGUGAAGCUCAGUGGCGCUUGAAUCCCACAUACACUACUUUUAGACGGCCGUAUAAAGGCCUUAUCACCUAUGAAGCAGCGAUACGGGACGCUUAUUGGAGAUACACGGAACAACAUGAACACCAGGUCAUUUGGACUGAGCAAGACAGCAUCAUCGUUCGUUCAGAGCACACUGACGUGGACGUCAGAGAUAUAACAGGCACUCGCCGUGGUCUCUACACCGAUGACGGGCAAGACGACGACAGCAAGGAAGACACCGAAGCGAGGUUCGAGAAAGAAUUCCAGCAACAUCUUGUUCAUAGAGCUCUUCUGAGAUGUCUCGUUGAAGUUCUGGACCAAGACAUGCAAAGCAUUUUUCAUCUGCGCCAGAAAAUUAAAGAGGGAUCGUUGCCGGAGAGGGGAAUCGCAUAUGAAGAUCUGUGGCAUCUUUACAAACCGGGUGACAUUGUUGUAUCCAAUCCCAAGAUAAACAAAACAAAGCAAAGAGUAUAUCGUGUACUCCAUGUUACAGGGGGACGACCACUAGGCGAAGUGCAUGUGGAGCGUGAAGGUGACCCAAGUUCGCUUCGUCCUUACCGGUCGUCUGUUUGGGAACCAGGCCUCAACGUCGUUUCCCCGGCAGUCUCGCCACUCAUCCUCGACUGCUUCUACAUCGAUUACGACGGGAUCAACUACGGAGCUCGCGAUCAAGCCUGGAUUGCAUAUGACUAUACUGGUUCCAAACAAGUGGAUUCGUUGGAGUUGAUCCCGUUAUCGCUCAUGCCGGAUCACUCGAGCCUCUUGGAUUCCUUGACUGACCAAGGAAAAAGGCUGGUCAGUUUACAGGCCAGUACAUCCAAAAUCUACAGAGGAUUUACUAUACGGGAAACAACGGCGGGAAUUGGCAAUGAUCGCUCUUCCUUGAUUGAGUUGACCCCUCUGAAAGAGGUAGAUAGUGAGAUCAUCCUCGACCACAAGGCCGGAAUCGAGAGCUUGAGGAAGACAUAUGACUAUGAGGCAUCUUUUGGACGAGGCGUUAUCGAGAGACCUACAGAUUGGGAAUUUGCAGAGUUGUUCACUGAUUGCAAGGAUCCGGAUUGCUACAGAUGUAAUGGCAUAAGCAGGGACGCAGAUUUUGAUAUCAACGCAAGAUCCGCCUUUGUUCGUUCGACCAAACUUCUGGGAUUCACUGCCAAGGAAGAGUUGAGCACUGACCAUUAUGCUCUGAUGACACCUAGAAUAUACGGAUAUGCUUUACAGGAGCGAAGGUGGCACGCCUUCCACGUGGCCCGAAUCAGGGACCAUGAUCAUAGCUUACGCUCUUGUAAGCAAUCAGACGAAGCAACUCCGGUCACAAUCAUCAACCUCCCCAAGCCAGCAGCCAAGCACGUCGAAAGGGUGAUUAUACUGCUGCACGGAGUACCUGGAGUGGGUAAGACAUCUACAGCAGAGUGUGUUGCUGUCCAGCUUGGAAGACCCCUAUUCCCAAUCACGUGUGGUGAUCUGGGCUUGGAGCCGGGUGUAGUCGAGAAGCGUCUAGAGGAAUAUUUCAGUCUCGCAUCGAAGUGGGGUUGCAUGCUGCUCUUGGAUGAGGCUGAUGUCUUCCUGGCAAAACGCUCUCAUGAUCAACUAAAGCGCAACUCGCUUGUGUCUGCCAGUCAGCUAAUCAUGUCGGAAGUUUUCCUAAGAGUACUGGAGUACUACGAUGGCGUGCUCGUACUAACGACGAACCGUGUCGGAUCCUUCGAUGAAGCGUUUCGGUCUCGCAUUCACAUAAGCCUCUACUACCCGCCUCUGGAUGAGGAGUCCACUAGUCAGAUUUGGAAGAUGAACCUUCGGCGACUCCAGGAAGCACAGGAUGUUGACGUCGACAUUGAUGAAGCCGGGAUCAAGAAAUUCUACCGUAAACACUGGCAGGUCAACGAGAAGAAAAAGUCUCGACGUUGGAAUGGACGGCAGAUCAAGAACGCCUUCCAGACCGCGCUAGCUUUGGCAAACUGGGAGUUCCGCAACAGCAAGCCAGGCACUAUGGAGCGGCCAAAACUCAAUGCUACACAUUUCAAAAAGGUUGCUGAGACCAGUAAUCACUUUGAUGAAUAUCUGACGGAGGUUCUCACCAAUGGUGAAGACGUCGAUGCCGACAUCUACGCUCUCAUUGCACAGCGAGAAGGCUUGCGCGUCGAUAGAUACCACAGCUCUAAAGGUCGAAGACGUGACAAACGACGCGACCGCGACUCUGACAGUAGCUCAAGUAGCGAAAGUUCUUCAGAAAGCGACCACUACAGUAGACGCAAGAAGUCCAAAGAAGAGUCGAAAAAGUCGAAAUCCAAAGCUAAGAAGACGCGGUAUUCUAGCUCAGACGUAGACCAGUCCGAUAGCGAACACAAAACAGACCGCAGCCAGCAUGAUUCGGAGAAAGAUCGAAAGAAGCGCAAGGCAGUGAAGAAGGGCAAGUCGAGGAAAGAUGUGCGCAGCGAUUCGGACAAGGACAAUACUUCUUCCAGUGAUUAG
Molecule: messenger RNA, 2991 nt
Organism: Pyrenophora tritici-repentis Pt-1C-BFP
Lineage: Eukaryota; Fungi; Ascomycota; Dothideomycetes; Pleosporales; Pleosporaceae
Source: RefSeq, a predicted model, not a curated record